Messenger RNA from Amaranthus tricolor (Joseph's coat), 4018 nucleotides. Its product is annotated as ETO1-like protein 1. The record is from RefSeq and is a predicted model, not a curated record. Bases 1034 to 3694 code for a protein of 886 amino acids. Gene Ontology annotation, molecular function: protein binding. NCBI's taxonomy places the organism in Eukaryota, Viridiplantae, Streptophyta, Magnoliopsida, Caryophyllales, Amaranthaceae. The transcript is spliced from 5 exons. Gene Ontology annotation, biological process: negative regulation of ethylene-activated signaling pathway.
CGUUUUCACCUUUACCCAACUCACACCAGUCUCACCAAGAUACCAACUCACCGCACAAAUCUAUGUUUAUUUCUCUUUGCAUUUGCAUACUCAUCAACAGAGUAUUUAAUUAAUCUAAUUAAUCAUAGAAAUCCCCACUUUUAAUUAUUCUUUAAUCACCUUUUUUUUGUUAAAGUUUAAAUCUUUGUCAUAUUAAUUACACUAUUUUUAAUAGUUCUGGAUUUCUGACCAUACAAACAGUGAGCUCUGCAAAUCUUUUCUGGGCUUCUCCAACGGAAGAAUUGCAAGGAAAAGUGAGCACAUAGAGAAAAAAAAAAGAAAAAAUAAAGGAGAGAAAAAAUAAAUAUUUUAUAAUUAAUAAAGGGGAAAGCUUUUUUUAUUUCCCCCUUUUUUCAUUCAACCAACAAACAAAAAGUGGAAGGGAAAAAAGUGACAAAAUUUCUUCCUUUAGAUUCUCUCUUCACUUUGAUCUCACGCCUAAAUUAGCUCAUUUCCCAAUUUUUUUUCAACUGGGUUUGUGAUUUUGAACUAGCAAGUUUGUGGGUUAGUUCUCUUUCUUGUUUUAACUGUAAAAUUGCAUCUGGGUUUGUUAAAUUGCAGCAAGAUUUGGUCUUUUUUAUUCCAUUUGGUUGUAUCAGGUAGGUAACGUUUGUUAUUGGUGGGUAAAAUUUUUUGGUUGAUUUUAUGAUGUGGGUUAGGUUUAGUUUUUGUUUCUGGUAAAGAUUAUUUUGGUGUUUUCUGGGCUAUUGCUCUUAUAAAUGAAGUAGUUAGUAAAGAUUUAGUAAAGUUAUUAUCUUUUUGAGUGAUGGGAUACUUUGAAGGAGUUGUAUUUAUCAAUUUAUAGUAAUUUUUGAGUAGUUAGUGUUAUUUUUUUGGUGGAUUUAGUAAAAUUUUUAACUUGGUUUAGGGUUAUUGAUCUGUAAGAAGUUAAGAAUUUGUUAGUUGGUGCUUCUUCCUUUAGCUGAAGAGCUAGGAGGGAGGUUGAGAUUUGCCUAUUGUGGAGAUCUGGGAAUUGUUUCGUGCCCUAUGUCCCAUGAGGACUUUAUUUCAUUCUGAAUCAUGUAAAGAGCCACACCUUAAUGUUCUAAAUCCACAGUCAUGGCUCCAAGUUGAGAGGGGAAAAUUUUCAAAAUUAGCUGCUCAAGCAUCUUCAUCAAUAGGAUCACUUAUCAAGGUUCCCAACCCGCCUAUUGUACCACACUUUAAACCUCUUGAUUAUGUACAAGUAUUAGCUCAAAUUCAUGAAGAACUCGAAUCUUGUGCACCACAUGAAAGGACGAGUUUGUAUUUGUUACAAUUUCAGGUGUUUAGAGGUCUAGGUGAGGUUAAAUUGAUGCGUAGAAGUCUUCGGACUGCUUGGCUGAAAGCUAAUAGUGUUCAUGAAAAGAUUAUAUUUGGGUCUUGGUUGAAGUAUGAGAAGAAAGGCGAGGAGUUCAUUUUUGAUUUGCUUGCUUCUUGUAAUAAAUGUGCUAAAGAGUUUGGGCCAAUUGAUGUGGCUUGUGAACUUGAAGGUGAUUGCGAUUCACGGUCCUCUGAAAGUGUGUCCACUAGUGGGAAUGAUAGUGACGAGACUGUUGUUUUCCGAAUUGGAGAUGAGAGAAUAUAUUGUGAUAGACAGAAAAUGGCUCAUCUUUCAGCUCCGUUUCGGGCUAUGUUGAAUGGUUGCUUUACAGAGUCGUAUUGCGAGGAGAUUAAUUUCUCCGAGAACAAUAUAUCUCCUGCCGGUAUGAGAGCAAUUAGGAAUUUUAGCAGGACUGCGUGUUUAGAUGAAGUCUCUCCUGAACUUCUUGUAGAAAUGUUGAUAUUUGCUAACAAAUUCUGCUGUGAAAGCUUGAAAGAUGCUUGUGAUCGGAAACUUGCUUCACUGGUGUCUUCGAGGCAGGACGCGGUGGAUCUUCUAGAGUGUGCAGUGGAGGAGAAUUCUCCAAUACUUGCAGCCUCAUGUUUACAAGUUUUUCUACAUGAUCUGCCCGAUUGUUUAAAUGAUGAUAGAGUAGUGAAAAUUUUAGGAAAUGCUAAUGGGGAACAGCUAUCCAUUGUAGUUGGACAAGCUUCGUUCUCACUCUUUUGUUUAUUGAGUGAAGUUUCCAUGAGCCUUGACGCUAGAUCAGAUACUACUGUGCUAUUCUUCGAACGUUUGGUGCAAGCUGCAAAGGAUAAUCGAGAAAAAAUGAUGGCGUACCAUCAACUAGGCUGCGUGAGGCUUCUAAGGAAAGAAUAUGAUGAAGCGGAACAACUUUUUCAGCAAGCUGUAAAAGAAAGCCAUAUGUACUCAAUUGCUGGUUUGGCUAGAAUAUGUUACAUCAAAGGCCAGAAGGAUUUGGCAUUUGAGAAGCUUGAUAAUUUGAUUUUAUCCUCUAAUCCCCUGGGAUGGAUGUACCAGGAAAGAUCACUCUAUUGUGAAGGGGAUAAGAGGUGGGAUGACCUUGAGAAAGCGACCGAAAUAGACCCAACUCUUACUUAUCCAUACAUGUAUCGGGCUGCAUCUUUGAUGAAAAGACAAGAGGCUGAAGCAGCCAUUUCCGAAAUAAAUCGUAUUCUUGGUUUUAAGCUAGCAUUGGAGUGCUUGGAACUCAGAUUUUGCUUCUAUCUAGCUCUUGAAAAUUAUGAAGCAGCGUUUUGCGAUGUUCAGGCAAUUCUCACUCUUUCUCCUGGUUAUCGAAUGUUUGAAGGCCGUGUUGCAGCAACCAAACUUCGUUUGCUGGUACGGGAGCAUGUUGAGAAGUGGACAACUGCUGACUGUUGGUUCAAGUUGUACGACCGGUGGUCUUCAGUGGAUGAUAUUGGAUCUUUAUCAGUAAUCUAUCAGAUGCUUGAAUCCGAUGCAGCUAAAGGUGUCCUGUACUUCAGACAAUCAUUACUUCUUCUUAGGUUGAAUUGUCCAGAAGCAGCCAUGAGAAGUUUGCAGUUAGCUCGCCAGCAUGCGUCAACUGAGGAUGAGCGUUUGGUUUAUGAAGGGUGGAUAUUGUAUGAUACUGGGCAUUGUGAAGAAGGGCUUCUCAAGGCGGAAGAGUCAAUAAAGCUCAAGAGAUCGUUUGAGGCUUUCUUCUUGAAAGCUUAUGCAUUAGCUGACUCCAGUCAGGAUCCAUCAUGUUCAUCAGCUGUUAUUACCCUUCUCGAAGAUGCACUUAAAUGCCCUUCUGAUAGGUUGCGGAAAGGUCAGGCUCUGAACAAUCUCGGGAGUGUGUAUGUUGACUGCGGGAAAUUUGACUUAGCAGCUGACUGCUAUGUUAAUGCCCUUAAGAUCCGUCACACCCGAGCUCAUCAAGGCCUAGCUCGAGUUCAUUUUCUCAGGAAUGACAAGGCUGCUGCUUAUGAAGAAAUGACAAAACUAAUUGAAAAGGCGCAGAACAAUGCAUCUGCAUAUGAAAAGAGAUCAGAGUAUUGUGAUCGUGACUUGACCAAGGAAGACCUUGAAAUGGUUACCCGACUAGAUCCACUCCGAGUAUAUCCAUACCGCUAUCGAGCUGCAGUCUUGAUGGACAGCCACAAGGAGAAGGAAGCCAUAGAAGAGCUCUCCAGGGCAAUAGCAUUUAAAGCGGAUGUGCACCUACUGCACUUACGAGCAGCAUUCCAUGAACACAUUGGUGACGUUAUGGGUGCUCUGCGUGACUGUAGGGCUGCUCUUUCUGUUGACCCAAACCAUCAAGAAAUGCUCGAGCUUCACAGUAGGGUGAACAGCCAUGAACCCUGAUCAUUCUGCCAACUUAUAUAUUACUUUUCAUACAGGAUUGGAAAGUAUUUAUACAUCAAUUUGUAUGUUCAUUUCUUGUAAAUUCCCAAGCAUACCAUGUGUAUUCUAAUGAGGUAUCACUCAUUUUUGUUGCCUCAAGUUUUGUAAACUUUAUGUUCACUGUAGUGUAUUAAUCAGUCUACAGAAAUUGAAGAAAUUCUUAUAGCUUUUACAAGGUCUGUUGUCAAACCUCUUUCCUUGUAGGCAUUUACACCUAAUUUUUUUCGGCAUCCAAUGUGUAUCAACAAUUCAACUUCAAUGCUAAGCUGUUCUUCUAAGUUUGAA